CCGGGAAGGGGCGGGCCGCCUCGGGCGGUGGGCGGAGGUCAGCGGGGGCUAGCGGGCCGCGGCGGCAGCGGGAAGCCGGGCGGCUGCCGGGGGACAGGUCGGUGCCCGCCGGGGCACCUGUGCGGCCAGCAUGACAGCUCUGCCCGCCCCCCCUGCCCCUAUGUCCACCGGGAAGCGGGACAAGCUGGCACAGGUAGAGCAGACCUACUGCGACCGGCUGGUGCAGGACACGCCUUUCCUGCUGAGCCCUGGGCACCUGAGCGAGCAGCAGGUGGACAGGAUCAUCCUGCAGCUGAACCGCUACUGCCCCCAGAUCCUCAGCAACAAGGAUGCGGAAAAGUUCCGGAACCCCAGGGCAUCCCUGCGCGUCCGGCUCUGUGACCUGCUGGGCCACCUGCAGCGGAGCAGCGAGCGGGACUGCCAGGAGUUCUACCGCGCCCUCUACAUCCAUGCCCAGCCCCUGCACCGCCGCCUGCCCAGCAGGCACACCGGGCAGAACUCCGACCUGGAGUGCACAGACCUGGACUUGGGCACCGCCAGCCACGCGCUCAGCGACAGGGGACCCAUGGCCUUCCUGGCCUGCCUCGGCCUGGCCGCGGGGCUGGCCCUCCUCGUCUACUGCUGCCCUCCAGACCCCAAGGUGCUGCCAAGGGCCCGGCGCGUCCUGGGCUUCUCGCCGCUCAUCGUGGACAGACACGCCAGCCGCUUCCUGCUGGCCUUCCUGGCGGCCGAGCUGGGGGGCCUCUGACGACCAGCCCCCCUCCAGCCCCCCUCCGCCCACUGCACACCAAAGAGCCCGCCUCCCCCGCCGGGGCCUCCUCUUGCCUAAAGGCUUGGAUCUUGAAGGCACGUUCUCAUCUUGCCAAGCUGUUCAGUGAAUUAAACGGGAGUCUCCUGCCUUCUCAGGA
Messenger RNA from Myotis myotis, 908 nucleotides. It is a transcript of the gene CARD19, whose product is annotated as caspase recruitment domain family member 19. The record is from RefSeq and is a predicted model, not a curated record. The transcript has 7 exons. Gene Ontology annotation, cellular component: mitochondrion. Bases 131 to 748 code for a protein of 205 amino acids. NCBI's taxonomy places the organism in Eukaryota, Metazoa, Chordata, Mammalia, Chiroptera, Vespertilionidae.